GCUUUAUUUUACCGACACGUUAACAGAAGUAGUGACUAGAAGGUUGAAUGAAGUUUUUCUAUUCUGUCUGGUCGUCAGUUGCUCAUGCAUCAAGGAAGCGCAUGUCCUAAAAGGAUUUUUGUCCUUUUCUUUAAAGUGGCACAUUCUUACCGGUGCAGGUGCAAUUCUUGCAUAACAAAAGCAAGGCAUUUAAAUUUUUACUUGAUCUGCAGACCCAGAAGGGAACGGAGAACAGUAUUCAUACUCUCUGACACAGCUGAUAACAUUUAGUGCAACUUUAGACGCCAUCAGUGAGCCGGUAAGUGUUAGAAGAUGGUUCCAUGAGAUAAGGGGACAUUUUUUUCUAUUUAUGUGGUAACACAACUUCAUGUGGUCUACUUCUACUUCUGUUAAAGAACAGAAGUAGAGGGAGGGUUGGACUGGGAACCUAAACGAAGAUAUGCACUGUCUCAGUUCCCCAUCUUGUAUUCUCAUGAGCUCGGCUCGUCAUUCUCCACUCAUGCUCAUACAGAAAAAGUCAGAUCUUGUAGGCUAGGAUGGGGAAAACCUCACUCUCUUGGGUCUCGACUUUACUUUUGCUGAAUACAGUCUUCAAUUUUGGACAUGCACAAGAUGUUAAUUUGACCCUUGAACCCAGUUCAUCACCUUUAUUUCAUGGGGAGUCCGUUACCUUCACAUGCAACAUGACAGGAGGAUUCGACUCUAACUGGCUCUACAAAUUCCACCGAAACGGUCAACACAUUGUCGCCAAGUCCGAUGUUUCAAACUCCCUUCAACUCCACCUAGCGACCGACCUGAGCGGGCGUUACCAGUGCUCCGCUUAUCGUAAGGACUCACCAGGGAUCAACAAGCAGAGUAACAACAUCACACUUUCUGUGGCAGCCAACAGGCCUACAGCUACCGUGACUGCAGACAAGAAAACCAUUUCAGAGGGCAGACAAACUGAACUUACCUGCUCAGUUAAAGACUCUGCUGGAUGGAAGUAUGACUGGUUCAUGCACAGCUUCUCUGAAGCCCAGAUUGUGAACAACGCUGUCAAAAACACCAUCAACAUCCACAGUGGAGGCAUCUACUGGUGCAGAGGAAGAAGAGGAAGCCCAGCUUUCUUCACUGAGCCCAGUGAAAAGUUCGUCAUUGAGAAAAGCCUGUCCAACCAGGCAACUGUUGCUUUGCAACAUAGCUGGAGCCAGAUAUACAGUGGUGAGGCAAUAUCCAUGAGGUGUGAGAUUAAGGGAGGAGGAAGCUCUAUGCGGGAAUACGAGUGGAGAACAACAACCUCAAAGCCACCAUCAAGAGAGAGUACGGUUCAUAUUAGAGCCUCUGCUUCCGCCACUAGUAACUUCUGGUGUAGGGGGAGAGCAGAUCCAUUUUCCUCAACCGAGUGGAGCCAAGAAUACCAUCUGAGAGUGUCAGAUAAACCAAGGCCCGUGGUGAGGGCCGAUAAAAGACUCAUACCAGUAGGGGGCAACGUAACACUCACCUGCUCUGUGGACUAUCCGACUGAGUGGAAAUACUACUGGUUCAGACACACUGGCAACUUUUCUGACGUUAAGACCAUUGAAGAAGGAAAAUCAGAAAAUGCCAUCAGUGUCUCUCAGGGAGGAAUGUACUACUGUCAGGGAGGAAGAGGAAACCCAGUCUUCUUCACUGAAGAAAGUCAUCGGAUCACCAUUGAGAAAAGAGUUUCCAAUAUGGCUGCUGUUUCUCUGGAGCCUGACUUGCCCGUGAUCUACUCUGGAGAGACGAUCACCGUUAGAUGUGAGAUUUCUGGAAGUCAAAGCAAUGAAUGGGUUUAUGAAUGGAGCAAGCCAAUAUCGGAUACAUUACCAAUGAAUGAGUACCGAAUUGUUACUGCAUCCGAGUCCAGCAGUGGGAACUACAGGUGUUUGGGGCGACGCAAGCAGGAUCUGUAUUCAUCGACAGAGUGGAGCAACGUCAGGACAGUCACAGUUUCUGAGCAAAGACCAAAGGCUGAAAUUAUUGCUGACAGAAACUUUUCAACAGGGGGCACUGUGACGCUGACCUGUUCUGUUCCACCGUCAUCGUCACCAUCUAGUUGGACUUACCACUGGUACAGAGAUGAGAUCGCCUCUAAACCUCUGGAGCUGAAAUCUGCUGCAAAUGGAGAACUCGUUGCGUCACAGAAUGGAUUGUAUUUCUGCAGAGGAGGAAGAGGAAGCCCAGUUUACUACACAGAGUCCAGUCAUUCAGUUACUGUCGACAUACCUGCUACAGACAGAACGAGACCUGUUGUGACUCAGCAGCCAAACUGGCCUACGGUGUACUACGGUGAGAAGGUCACUCUGAGAUGUGAGAUCCAGGGACAACCUCAAGAUUGGGUUUUUGAAUGGAUAUCACCCUGUGGGGCUGUACCAUCGACCCAAAAUGAAACGCUUUGUUUAGGUUAUUCAUGUAAUGGGCACUACUGGUGUAGAGGCAGGAGAAAGAGUGAUCCACAGGAUGUCACUUGGUGGAGUGCUCCCUUAGAAAGCACAUACGUUUCAUCACCAGAGUCAGUCCUGACUGUGUCUCCAUCAUGGCUGAGUCCUGGAGCCUCAGUGACUCUGAGCUGUGAGGUUAAAGAUUCAUCUGCAGGAUGGAGGUUCUACUGGUAUAAAGCUGUUCCUGAUUUAUUACAUGUAUUCAUGAUCUAUUACCGCAGACGUAGGAGCCUUUACUCUUCUAGUGGAUACAACUUUGUACACCUUCCUGGCACCAUCAAAGGGACUGUAGAGAACUCUUACAUCAUUCAUGGACAGAAACACACAGCAGGAUAUUUUUGUAGAGCUGGAAGAGGAAACCCAGAGUAUUUCACUGAAUACAGUGAAAUACAGUUUGUCUGGUCUGCAGAUCCUCAUCCAGCAGCUUCUCUCUCAGUGAGUCCUGACAGAGAGCAACACUUCACCUCUGAGCCUGUGACUCUGAACUGUGGAGGAAACUCUACUGAGUGGAGAGUGAUGACUCCUAGCAGAAUUAGUCCCUUGUAUUCAGACAUCUAUUUUGAGGAAGUAAAUAGAUUCACAACAAGAAUGAGAGCUCACUCGCCCUCUACUGCAGUGUACUGGUGUGAGUCUGAAUCAGGGGAGUUCAGCAAUGCAGUUAACGUCACAACACAUGGUGGUGAUUUAAUCCUGGUGAGUCCUGUACAUCCUGUUAAUGAGGGAGAUUCUGUCACUCUUGGAUGCAAACUGAGGAGCGAGAACUUCACAUCCACUGUGGGAUUCUUCAAAAAUGAUAAACUUAUCCAAAACGCGGUCAGAGGAGAGCUGAGUAUCCCCGCCGUGUCGGCUUCAGACGAAGGUUUCUACAGGUGUGAACAUUCAGGAGAGGUGUCUCCACAGAGCUGGGUGGCAGUUAAAUCAUUAAGUCCUUCUCUUCCUGUGUCACUCAUUGUUGGACUAGUUGUUGGUUCCCUGCUGACUGUCCUCCUCGUCGCGCUGCUGUUGGUGACUUUACGCAACAGGCUUUCUCAGUGUCACAGAACUAAUCAGACCUCAACAGCUCCUACUAAUAAACAGGAUGAAACCCCAAACCAAAUAUACUCGUCUCUCCUCCAAGGUGAUUCUGCCAUUUAUGAGUCAGUCAGAAGUCCUAGAAAUCCAGUCAACGGUAGAGUAUGAACCGAUUCAUAAAAGAUAACUGUGUAUAUAUAAAAAAAAAAAGUUUAAAUCAUUUCUGCUCCUUUCAGAUCAAGGAGUGAACAAGGACAAGAAAGUCAAACUUUUCUUGUCCUCACCUUUCAUUUUGAGCAUUCGGCUCAAAAUGAAAGGUGAGUUCACUAGAUUUGGGAUGUUAGAACCAGAGCUGACUAAAAAAACUAUAAGUUCUUUAAUAAUAAUAAUAAUAAUAAUAAUAAUAAUAAUAAUAAUAAUAAUAGGAAAUGAUGUGGAAAAGGAAUCUGACUCCACUGACAUGAAUUCAGACUUAGCAAGUGAAGUUUUCCUGUAUAUUUUUAGCAAAUAUUCUGGUGGAGUUUAUAGGAUUCUGUUGUACUAUUUUAGCCUUCAGGUCACUUUGGCCCUUUGUCAUUCUGUACACGUUUUCUCUCCAUAUCUCAGUUGCACACUUGCAAACGAACCAUCAGGUUUACGACAGCAUAGCAUUCAAAUGUUAUUCUUAACCCUACCACACUUUAUAUCAUUUAUUGUUUCUUUUUUUUGUUUCAGAUCCAUAAAGUCUGUCACCUCAAGGAAGAAAAAAAAGAGUUUUCCUAAUUACAAUGUUAAUUAAAAUCAUUGUGAUUUUGUUUUACUGUUACAGCACACCGAUGAACCAGCUGCACAAACCCAUGCGUUUUCAGUCAACUGUUACAUAUUCAUGAAUGUUAUGCUUAUCUUGAUAGUGCCGGAUUAUUAUAAUUUCAAAAUGCCACUUUAGAAAAAUGGAGCAUCUGAACGUAUUUUAAGUACGAGUUUUUACGCUAGGCAUUAUUUGUUUCUUUUUAUUGUGUUUUCCAUUUAUAUUUCAAUAGCAUGUUAUGAAAAUAGUCCAUGUAGUUUUCAGUUGUACACUGUUGGGGGUCCUUAGUAUCUGCUCCAGCUGGAGAUCUGUGGUGUAAAAACAUGUAUUGCCUG
Messenger RNA from Xiphophorus maculatus (southern platyfish), 4574 nucleotides. Its product is annotated as Fc receptor-like protein 5. Gene Ontology annotation, molecular function: transmembrane signaling receptor activity. Gene Ontology annotation, biological process: cell surface receptor signaling pathway. The record is from RefSeq and is a predicted model, not a curated record. Lineage: Eukaryota; Metazoa; Chordata; Actinopteri; Cyprinodontiformes; Poeciliidae. The transcript is spliced from 16 exons. Bases 537 to 3620 code for a protein of 1027 amino acids.